This is a messenger RNA of Porites lobata, 396 nucleotides long. The record is from the annotation of a GenBank genome assembly. NCBI's taxonomy places the organism in Eukaryota, Metazoa, Cnidaria, Anthozoa, Scleractinia, Poritidae.
AUGAUGAGUAAGUUGGGGUAUUGUUGACUUUGUAUCGGAACGAUCGAACCUUACAUAGCAUUGAAUAAUUGAUACAUCUAAGCUUAUCGCCGUGGACUGAUCUCAUAGAAUCAAAUUUUUUAUUUUAUAAAUGGCUUUAUCGCCCCAACUGCUUAUUUUUAAAAGGAUUAUUUAUUUAUCUCCAUCCAUAUCCCUCCUUGAAUUAACAGUGAUCUCAUUUCUCUAACUAGAUUCCUGAGGUCUGUGGCCUAUCGCCAAUUUACAAGACUACUGUGGAGUUAUAUUGGUAGUUCAAAGCGAUACCCCUUGCCCUGUUGUGCCUACAAUGAAAUCAGGAAACAAUUUCCGAGUCAAAAUGGCCAUUAUCGUGGAUUCGAAGAUGAAGAAAAUGAAUAA